This is a messenger RNA of Mus musculus (house mouse), 12591 nucleotides long. RefSeq names its product insulin-like growth factor I receptor (gene Igf1r). Gene Ontology annotation, cellular component: membrane; T-tubule; plasma membrane. Gene Ontology annotation, molecular function: insulin-like growth factor receptor activity; ATP binding; phosphatidylinositol 3-kinase binding. Gene Ontology annotation, biological process: positive regulation of phosphatidylinositol 3-kinase/protein kinase B signal transduction; cellular response to glucose stimulus; cellular response to insulin stimulus. The transcript is spliced from 22 exons. Lineage: Eukaryota; Metazoa; Chordata; Mammalia; Rodentia; Muridae. Bases 1122 to 5324 code for a protein of 1400 amino acids. The record is from RefSeq and is a predicted model, not a curated record.
CCCGCGCUCCGCUCCGCACGUCCCUGCGAUCCCGAACUCCGGCUCUUGGCGCCUGCCGAGUCGGGGCCCGGCCCUCGGCGCGCCGGGACUGCGGCUGUAGCCGCUUGGAGUGUGCGCGCGGGCACGUGUGCGCGGCCCCGAGAGCGCGCGCGUAGAGCCCCCAGUGUGUGGCGGCGGCGGCGGCGGCGCGGUGAGGCUGAGGUUCUUGUUUACCAGCAUUAACUCCGCUGAGCGGAAAAAAAAAGGAGGGGGGGGGGGAACCGAGGAGGAGCGAGCGCACCGGGCGAACUCGAGAGAGGCGAGCGACAGGGAAGCUGCCUGCGAGCCUGUCCCGGCGCGCCCGGCGCUCGCAGACCCUCGGCCCCGCUCUCCGGACCCUCCACGCCUCUCCCCGUGCCUGCGAGAGCUCCACGGCACGCGGCGUGCUCGGCUUUGACCUUCAGCGAGCCGGAGCCCCCGCGCACGGAGUCGGCGGCGGGCGGGGGCCGACGCGGGGCGGCGGGAGCGCUGAGCGCUGCGCGGCCGCCGCUUUGUGUGUGUCCUGGAUUUGGGAAGGAGCUCGCGGCGGCGGCGCUGAGGGAGGAGGCGGCGGCGAGCGGAGCCCAGAGGAGGAGGAGGAGCCGGAGGAGGGGGAACCGCUCAUUCAUUUCCACUCCGCAUUUCUGCCCCUCGCCGGCCUCGCCCGCGCCCGGGACUUCGGACCAGUCUCGCCAACUGCGUCGCGCUCUCCCGCCGCGUAGGCUCCGGUGGUCGUUCCCUCCGGGGAUCGGGUGGCGUUUGUCCUCGCCUGCGGCGAUUUGGGCUUUGCUCCUCUUUCUGUACAGUUUUCCUCCUUCUUCUGCAUCUCUGCGUUUGCAAAUGGAGGCCGACGACGCCGACAGCCCGCCCCGGCGCGCCCCGGCUUCCCGACUCCGCCGCCCCGUGGGCCGCUGCUGCCGGCGCUGAGGGGCCGCCCCGCGCCACCCUCCUUGUCCACGCCGCUUUCCGAGGAUCGUCGCCUGCGCUCUUGUUUUUGGACGAGAGUGAGGACUGAGUUGGAGACUUUUUUUUUCUUUUUUUCUUUUCUUUUUUUUUUUUUUUUCUAUUUUUGAGAAAAGGGAAUUUCGUCCCAAAUAAAAGGAAUGAAGUCUGGCUCCGGAGGAGGGUCCCCGACCUCGCUGUGGGGGCUCGUGUUUCUCUCCGCCGCGCUCUCUCUCUGGCCGACGAGUGGAGAAAUCUGUGGGCCCGGCAUUGACAUCCGCAACGACUAUCAGCAGCUGAAGCGCCUGGAAAACUGCACGGUGAUCGAGGGCUUCCUCCACAUCCUGCUCAUCUCCAAGGCCGAGGACUACCGAAGCUACCGCUUCCCCAAGCUCACCGUCAUCACUGAGUACUUGCUGCUCUUCCGAGUCGCUGGCCUCGAGAGCCUGGGAGACCUCUUCCCCAACCUCACAGUCAUCCGUGGCUGGAAACUCUUCUACAACUACGCACUGGUCAUCUUCGAGAUGACCAAUCUCAAGGAUAUUGGGCUUUAUAAUCUGAGGAACAUUACUCGGGGGGCCAUCAGGAUUGAGAAGAACGCCGACCUCUGUUACCUCUCCACCAUAGACUGGUCUCUCAUCUUGGAUGCGGUGUCCAAUAACUACAUUGUGGGGAACAAGCCCCCGAAGGAAUGUGGGGACCUGUGUCCAGGGACAUUGGAGGAGAAGCCCAUGUGUGAGAAGACCACCAUCAACAAUGAGUACAACUACCGCUGCUGGACCACAAAUCGCUGCCAGAAAAUGUGCCCAAGUGUGUGCGGGAAGCGAGCCUGCACCGAGAACAACGAGUGCUGCCACCCGGAGUGCCUGGGCAGCUGCCACACACCGGACGACAACACAACCUGCGUGGCCUGCAGACACUACUACUACAAAGGCGUGUGUGUGCCUGCCUGCCCGCCUGGCACCUACAGGUUCGAGGGCUGGCGCUGUGUGGAUCGCGAUUUCUGCGCCAACAUCCCCAACGCUGAGAGCAGUGACUCGGAUGGCUUCGUUAUCCACGACGAUGAGUGCAUGCAGGAGUGUCCCUCAGGCUUCAUCCGCAACAGCACCCAGAGCAUGUACUGUAUCCCCUGCGAAGGCCCCUGCCCCAAAGUCUGCGGCGAUGAAGAGAAGAAAACGAAAACCAUCGAUUCGGUGACUUCUGCUCAAAUGCUCCAAGGAUGCACCAUCCUGAAGGGCAAUCUGCUUAUUAACAUCCGGAGAGGCAAUAACAUUGCCUCGGAGUUGGAGAACUUCAUGGGGCUCAUCGAGGUGGUGACCGGCUACGUGAAGAUCCGCCAUUCUCAUGCCUUGGUCUCCUUGUCCUUCCUGAAGAACCUUCGUCUCAUCUUAGGAGAGGAGCAGCUGGAAGGGAACUACUCCUUCUAUGUCCUAGACAACCAGAACUUGCAGCAGCUGUGGGACUGGAACCACCGGAACCUGACCGUCAGGUCCGGAAAGAUGUACUUUGCUUUCAAUCCCAAGCUGUGUGUCUCCGAAAUUUACCGCAUGGAGGAAGUGACCGGAACCAAGGGACGCCAGAGCAAAGGGGACAUAAACACCAGGAACAACGGAGAGCGAGCUUCCUGUGAAAGUGAUGUUCUCCGUUUCACCUCCACCACGACCUGGAAGAACCGAAUCAUCAUAACGUGGCACCGGUACCGGCCGCCGGACUACCGGGAUCUCAUCAGCUUCACAGUUUACUACAAGGAGGCACCAUUUAAAAACGUUACGGAAUAUGACGGGCAGGAUGCCUGUGGCUCCAACAGCUGGAACAUGGUGGAUGUAGACCUGCCUCCGAACAAGGAGGGCGAGCCUGGCAUUUUACUGCAUGGGCUGAAGCCCUGGACCCAGUAUGCUGUCUAUGUCAAGGCUGUGACCCUCACCAUGGUGGAAAACGACCAUAUCCGUGGGGCCAAAAGUGAAAUCUUGUACAUUCGCACCAAUGCUUCAGUCCCUUCCAUUCCCCUAGAUGUCCUCUCAGCAUCAAACUCUUCCUCUCAGCUGAUUGUGAAGUGGAAUCCUCCAACUCUGCCCAAUGGUAACUUGAGUUACUACAUUGUGAGGUGGCAGCGGCAGCCCCAGGAUGGUUACCUGUACCGGCACAACUACUGCUCCAAAGACAAAAUACCCAUCAGAAAGUACGCCGAUGGUACCAUCGACGUGGAGGAGGUGACGGAAAAUCCCAAGACAGAAGUGUGUGGUGGUGAUAAAGGGCCAUGCUGCGCUUGCCCUAAAACUGAAGCUGAGAAGCAGGCUGAGAAGGAGGAGGCUGAGUACCGUAAAGUCUUUGAGAAUUUCCUUCACAAUUCCAUCUUUGUGCCCAGGCCCGAAAGGAGGCGGAGAGACGUCAUGCAAGUGGCCAACACGACCAUGUCCAGCCGAAGCAGGAACACCACGGUAGCUGACACCUACAAUAUCACAGACCCGGAGGAGUUCGAGACAGAGUACCCUUUCUUUGAGAGCAGAGUGGAUAACAAGGAGAGGACUGUCAUCUCCAACCUCCGGCCUUUCACUCUGUACCGCAUCGAUAUCCACAGCUGCAACCACGAGGCUGAGAAGCUGGGCUGCAGCGCCUCCAACUUCGUCUUUGCGAGAACCAUGCCAGCAGAAGGAGCAGAUGAUAUCCCUGGUCCGGUGACCUGGGAGCCAAGACCCGAAAACUCCAUCUUUUUAAAGUGGCCAGAACCCGAGAACCCCAACGGAUUGAUCCUAAUGUAUGAAAUUAAAUACGGGUCGCAAGUCGAGGAUCAGCGGGAAUGUGUGUCCAGACAGGAGUACAGGAAGUACGGAGGGGCCAAACUCAACCGUCUAAACCCAGGGAACUAUACAGCCCGGAUUCAGGCUACCUCCCUCUCUGGGAAUGGGUCAUGGACAGAUCCUGUGUUCUUCUAUGUCCCCGCCAAAACGACGUAUGAGAACUUCAUGCAUCUGAUCAUUGCUCUGCCGGUUGCCAUCCUGCUGAUCGUUGGGGGGCUGGUUAUCAUGCUGUAUGUCUUCCAUAGAAAGAGAAAUAACAGCAGGUUGGGCAAUGGAGUGCUGUAUGCUUCUGUGAACCCCGAGUAUUUCAGCGCAGCUGAUGUGUACGUGCCUGAUGAAUGGGAGGUAGCUCGAGAGAAGAUCACCAUGAACCGGGAGCUCGGACAAGGGUCCUUUGGGAUGGUCUAUGAAGGAGUGGCCAAGGGUGUGGUCAAGGAUGAACCCGAAACCAGAGUGGCCAUCAAGACGGUAAACGAGGCUGCAAGUAUGCGUGAAAGAAUCGAGUUUCUCAACGAGGCCUCGGUGAUGAAGGAGUUCAAUUGUCACCAUGUGGUCCGGUUGCUGGGUGUGGUAUCCCAAGGCCAGCCCACCCUGGUCAUCAUGGAACUAAUGACACGCGGUGAUCUCAAAAGUUAUCUCCGGUCUCUGAGGCCAGAAGUGGAGCCCCGGCUGUCCUGGAACUCGCUUCGUAGACCAGGCUGGCCUCGAACUCUCAGAGAUUCGCUUGCCUCUGUCUCCCAAGUGCUGGCAUUAAAGCAGAAUAAUCUAGUCCUCAUUCCUCCGAGCUUAAGCAAGAUGAUCCAGAUGGCUGGAGAGAUUGCAGAUGGCAUGGCCUACCUCAAUGCCAACAAGUUCGUCCACAGAGACCUUGCUGCUAGGAACUGCAUGGUAGCCGAAGAUUUCACAGUCAAAAUUGGAGAUUUCGGUAUGACACGAGACAUCUACGAGACGGACUACUACCGGAAAGGCGGGAAGGGGUUGCUGCCUGUGCGCUGGAUGUCUCCCGAGUCCCUCAAGGAUGGUGUCUUCACUACUCAUUCUGAUGUCUGGUCCUUCGGGGUCGUCCUCUGGGAGAUCGCCACGCUGGCUGAGCAGCCCUACCAGGGCUUGUCCAACGAGCAAGUUCUUCGUUUCGUCAUGGAGGGUGGCCUUCUGGACAAGCCGGACAACUGCCCUGAUAUGCUGUUUGAACUUAUGCGCAUGUGCUGGCAGUAUAACCCCAAGAUGCGGCCCUCCUUCCUGGAGAUCAUCGGCAGCAUCAAGGAUGAGAUGGAGCCCAGCUUCCAGGAGGUCUCCUUCUACUACAGCGAGGAGAACAAGCCUCCCGAGCCAGAGGAGCUGGAGAUGGAGCCUGAGAACAUGGAGAGCGUCCCACUGGACCCUUCGGCCUCCUCAGCCUCCCUGCCUCUGCCUGAAAGACACUCAGGACACAAGGCUGAGAAUGGCCCGGGCCCUGGCGUGCUCGUUCUCCGCGCCAGUUUUGAUGAGAGACAGCCUUACGCUCACAUGAACGGGGGACGCGCCAACGAGAGGGCCUUGCCUCUGCCCCAGUCCUCGACCUGCUGAUCCUCGGACACACCGAAGCACGCGCCAACAGUAACGUGUGUGCGCCCACUCGGUGGGCGGGGGGGCGGGGAGGGGAGAGCAGGUUGUAACAAUCUAUUCACAAGCCUCCUGUACCUCAGUGGAUCUUCAGACCUGCCAUUGCUGCCCACGGGAGACGGCUUCUCUGCAGUAAACACAUUUGGGACCUUCCUUUUUUCAAUAUGCAAGCAGCUUUUUAUUUCCUUUACCCGAACCCUUAACUGACAUGGGCCUCUGCAAACCUUAAUGACAACACUUAAUAGCAACAGGACACUCGAGAAUUGAGUCUCUUCGUUCUCUGCCUUUUUCUCUCCUCUGCCUUCCCUCUCUGCCCUCUCCCCUUCCACUUCCACGCUCUCCUUUCUCUCUUUUCUGCUUUACAGUGGAAAAAUGUUUGUGAACGCCCAUCUGGGAAGCCUUCUUUUUUAAAAAAAAAAAAAAAAUCAGAUUGACUUAAUGGCUGCCCCUGGGGCUCCUCAUCACCCCGCAUACACCUGCCUGACACCGUAGGUCUUUUAAAAAAAAGAAAAGGAAAGAAAAAGAAAAAAAAUUCACACACUGAGAUGGAAUUUUUUUUAACCUUUUUUAGGGUCACCCCAAAAUUUAAAAGGGCCAUUGUUCAUCCGUGGCUAUCAUUUUUCACGCUGCCAUUUUUGCCAAAAUCCUGUUUUCGGUUUGGUUUUUCUCACACGCAUAUACUCCCUGCGCUGAUUUCCCUUUGUCCAGAGGCGUGGGAUGAACCAUGGUGUCUGGUUGAUGAUAACAUUUGAGAGACACGUGCUGAGGCCCCCCACUGUGCCCGGCUCUCCCAGCCCACAUCUCCUGGGUCUCGUUGCAUGGUUACCGUUUGGGAGAACUGGACAAGAUGGAACUCGCCCUCCUUGAAGAAGGGGAAAGCAGAACUGGUUCUCCACCCCUCCCCCACCCACAGCACCCCAAGAAUUCUGGAGGAAGUGGCCAUGGGCAAGCUUGAAGGUCAGGUUGUGGGUCAAGGUGGUCCUCACACCAGCCUCGUCCCCCUCCCCGACCUCCCUCCUGCCCCUCCCCUGAGGGCCACACACUCGAAAGGGUUCCGGGGACUCGGCCUGGCUGUUGGUUAUGGAUGUUCGAGGAAGGGAUUCAGAGCCACAGCAGCCUGGAGCCGCCCGCCCAGGCAGUGGAUCCAAGCAGUGUGAGCUUUCACAUGGUCUGUUACUAGGACUUCUUCAUGGGUCUCUCAGUUCUAUGUUAGACCGUGAAACAUUUGCAUACACAUCGUCUUUAAUGUCAGUUUUAUAACUUUUUUACAGUUCAGAUAUUCAUCUAUACAUCUGUACAGGAAAAGAAAAGCUGCUAUUUUUUUUUUGUUCUUUAUCUUUGUGGAUUUAAUCUAUGAAACUUUCAGGUCUACCCCUUCUUCCUUUCUGCUCACUCCAAGAAACUUCCUCUGCUUAUCACUAGAGUGUGGUUUUUCUUCCUCUUCUCCGGCAACUGAUGCUUCUAGGACAUAACUUGCCGUGAACUGUUUGAUGCCUUUUUUAUAAAUACAUCUCCCUUCCCCUGCUCCCUGCAGCCCCAUUCAUUACCCUCUAACCCAUAGGCUCUGUGAGCACAGUCACAGGUGAGGGAGUGGGGAGGGUGGGAGUCCAGAGCCCACAGACUCCUGGGCCCUACUCUCUCCUUUCCUUGCUUCCCCGCACACAGCAUCUGCUCCAGGGCAAGGCAUGCCACAAACUCAGGUCAGAAACAAAAAGGUUAAAAAUCCCACACAUCCUGGUUUAGUGUUUCUAGUCCCUGUUGUUGAAAGUCACACUUUGCUUUCUCUCCUUGCUUUGGUUCACACACACACACACACACACACACACACACACACACACACACCCCAAUUUGGGAAUACAAUAGCAGUUUUAACUGCAGACAAUAGUCAUUGGAUUAUUAUUUAAAUGAAUAUUUGAUCUUUCACACACACACACACACACACAAUAGCUGCUGAGUCCCCAGGAUGCAGCAGAGCUGGUCCAGUGGCCCAUCUGCCACCUCCUUCACAAGCAGGCCCACCUGUCUUUAGAACCAGCUUGUCUGAAGGGGUGGCCUCCCUGGGAGCAAGAUGUAAGACACCAACUCCCCAUGGCCAGGAGCAGCAACUUUAGUGGGUGUGCUAUAAAGCCCACUCCCGGGCCGGAAAUCCCAAAGUGGAGUAGAGCUGACCCUACAGUGGCCCUAGAGCCCCUUGCUGUUCCUCCUUAACCAGAAUCCCGGAGCUCUGGGCUUGGAGGCCCCUCCCCCUGGAGUGGGGUUGGGGGAGGGGUCCUGUCUUGUUUCGAUUUAGCACUUCUUACCAGAGCAGUGACAGCGCGAGAGAUGCUUCUGGGUGGAAAUAUUUAAAUUAGGAGUAGGAAAACUGUUGGAUGAUGAUGGUUGCAGUUGUGACUGGAGAUUAGAUGCAGGAAGGAAAGCUGGAGUUGUCUGGCUUGUCUGUAGGUUCAGGCUUGUGGCUCUUCCUAGCCUCUGCCCUUAAAGGGAAAAGGAGGGGGGAAGCUUAUUAAGAAGGUAUUUCAUGUAGGAGUUUUAAUUUAUUUUGUGAUACCUGUUUUAAUCACUGUAGAAAAGCCCCUGUUAUGGAUUUAAAUGCUGAGGAAAGGGUACAUGUAUCUCUGUGUAUGUGUGUAUUAGAUGGGACAGUUUUGGGGGGUUUUUUUGGGGGGGCUUGUUUUUCAAACAUUUAUCUACCUCACUCUUGUUUUUCAUGUGUGUGUGUGCAUAUAUAUAUAUCACAUAUAUAUAUAUAUAUAUAAUACAUCUCACACUUCUCAGUACCUGACAGUAGGCCAAUGAUCCUGGUAACCUCAGCCACUCCGCAGGCCACAUACCCAGGUGAAGCAGAGAGGGGCCAGGCUGGAUUCUGGGGUUAAAGCAACGCUAACUCAAAUGAGCAGCCUCUUCCUGCUCUGUCUCCAAAAGCCCACUUUUCCUAGGGCAACUCUGGUCUUUCUCCUCACCUGGUCCCCUACUUUUCAACCCAGCAGUCACCAUGAGCACAGCACGCCAGUGGAGGGGGGCUCCCCGGCCCAUCCUCAGCUGGCUGACUUUGGAACAGAACUUUCUCUACAGAUUGAAUGACUGACAAAUUCUAUCCCUAAGAGAGCAGGUACUCCCAGGUUUUGAGGGCAGGAGGCACCCACACGUAGGUUGUCUUGAGAGUCCCAAUGUGUGCACAUGUCAGGGUGCCCUGUCAGCCCCCUCAGCUGCUCCUCUGAGACCUGCACCGAGGCAGGGGCAUGCCACCAUUGCUCUCCUGGCAUUGGUUCCUCUUGGAGGUACAGCGGUCAGGGAGCUCCCCCUUCUGCUUCUGACAGAAGGCCAGUAUAAAAAAGGGGGCAAGACGAAGCCUGUGCCCCCUGCAGGCUGCUGUCCUUCCCUCUUCUUCCCUCCCUUCCCCCCCCCCCCCCGCAACCCCCAGGGCUAAACAAGGACUGACCAAAUCUUGAGGCUGGAAGGCCAGUGGUUGGCGCCUAGCCUUCCCCGUGCUCUGCCUCUGUCCACCCAUCCGUCUGCUGCUCACAGGUGGACAGUGCAAUCCUCAACUCCAGCAGCUGCUCUUACAGGCCCUGGGGACUUCAGCUGGGGACCGCGGUGGCUAAUCUUUUCCCCCAGUAUGGAGAAACUGCCUAACAGUUCGGUUAAGCUCAGGAGCCCUUCGCCUCCUGCUGGAAUGCUGCCCUUCUCUGGGUUCCUAGAUGCUCACAGGGUCACUGGGAGAUACUGUUUGAUCAGGGUUUUCUUCUACACUGUAGGUGACACUCUGGGAUAGUGGCCUAUCCUCUCGCACAUACCUGCCGGUUUUCCACAACUGGAUUUCUACAGUUCAUUCAAUUGAUUUUAAGGGUUUUUUUUUUUCCUUAUUAUUAUUAUUUUUGAAACUGUCCGAGUUGUUGGUGUUUUGUUUUUGCGUGGGUGUUAUUUUUUUUUUUCCUUUAAGUAGAGAGACGGCACCAACAGCGUAGUGGCCGUCAUAAACUAAUGCUCCAGAAACACUUCAAUAAAAAGAAAAGGUUGGCUUGUACGAGGGUGCAGUCGUUCUGCUGGACUGACGCGCCCCGACUAUUGCAAGGCAUCAUAUCCACAGUUCUAGCCUGAUCUCAUGCUGAUGUUCCCCGCCUCUUCCUGAUUUUUCUCUUUACAAGCUUCAAGUACUCCUACCAAGCUGAGUCGUGGCCUUUUUCACUCGAGCCCACCCCCACCCAACCCCCCCUUCUGAUAGGAGCUCACACUGCUUGAAGUCACAUGAACCACUGAGGCACAGCAUGCAGGUGACGUGAACAUCCAGGUGUGCCCCCACACAGCCCUUCCUGAGGCGUGGAGAUAGAGCUGAACCUGAGCUGGGUGGGGCCCACGCUUCGCCAUCUCCUUUCAGGAAUGUCCUAACAUUGGAUUCAGAGAUGGGAUGAGGCUCCCUCCUUGAGAUAUAAAAGACUGUUCAAGGUUGCUCUUUUUCCUACCUGCCUGUUUCUUAUGACUCGGGACUGUUCAACGGUAGGAAAAGCAGCUUCAUAAACUAGAAAAGCGAUCACGGUGAGACGAGCAGAUGGCGGAGUGGUAUACAGGAGUUUUUAGGGUGGGCUGACAGAUGGAUGAGCUCUGUAUGAUGCCAAGUCCUAAGCCAGCCUGAGCUCCCGGAGCCUCGGCCUUAGCAGCCCACCUCUUUUGGCAGUGCCUGUGCCUGAGGUAAGCAAGCAGUGGUGGCAAGGUCACACUGAGCUCAUGUGGGUGAGGAGUCUAGGAUGCUUACCCAAGGCCCUCUGUUGUCAUCGUUGGGUCCUCUGAGAGUGGCCACAGAGUGCUGAAAGCAUCUCCUUUCCUAAACACUGGCAUCCAGGAGGAGACAGGACCACUCCAUCAAAAUGCUUUGGCCCAUUUUAGCAGUAAUGAAUUUACGGUUUGGGAUUUUUUUUUUCCCUUUGGUUUUUGUUUUUAAUGUUACUUUUAUGUUUGUCUGAUGUCUUUUCAUUUCCUGGGCUAAGCAGCUGCAUUGGGAGACCUGGACCAGAGAGAUCCACCCCUUAAGAACCAGUGAUGAUGGUCAAACUUUUAACAGUCCACUUUGAACUAGGUGGUGGUACAAAUGAGAACUUCAAGACAGGAUGUCUGUGUAAAAUUGAACCUCUCUUGCCAGAGAUGCUGAAGAUACAGACCUUGGACAGGCCAGGGGUCUUUGCUUUGGGCUUCCAGCUUGGAUGACCAGUUGGCGAUUUAGAGAAACGAACAUUCCUUGAUGGGAUGACAGAGUGACGGUGCAGUAGGCACCCUUGGUAACCGGCAUCGUGACAUGACGGGAAUUGCUGACAGAGGGUUAAAGGGCCUGGAAGAAGCAUGGACCAUAUUUGGACUUGAUGGUGUCUGAAGGUGUCAGAGCAUGUGGAGGCUGGGGAGUCAACUGUGGGCAUUUGGUUUCAGAUAAGACACUUGGCAUCCUGCUCUGGAAACUUCUCCUUAGAGCUAAGUCACGUGCGGAAGGACUCAGACUCCAUCACACUCAUCAGAUGAGUUGUCGGUCUGGGGCAUGACGUUAGGGAUUGAUUUGAUUUUGGUUUCUGUGAGAACUUCAUAAUCACUGAUUUGUGUGUCCACAUUUGUGUCUGCAUCUUUCCAGUAAACCAUUCUUUAAAUUACUCAUUAUCCUUUCAAUAGGGCUUCUAAGUCCAGUAGAUUACGGGUAGUCGUUGACGAAGCUCUGGUUUACAAGAACUAAUUCAAUGUUUCAUUGCAUUUUUGUAAGAACAUAGAAUAAUUUUAUAAAAUGUUUGUAGUUUAUAAUUGCCGAAAAUAAUUUAAAAACACUUUUUUUUUCUCUCUGUGUGUGCAAAAAUAUGUGUUUGUGGUCUUUUUUCCCCCUCUUUGUUUCCUUUUUCUUUUUUGACACUUGUUUACUAGCUAGCUUUACAAUAUGCCAAAAAUAAAAAAUAAAAACUUAAAAAAAUUAAUUAAAAAGAAAUUCUCCCCAGGACCAAUUGUGGUUCACCCUCUUUCCCACAUGCUUUCUGCUCUAGUUUGUAAAAAAAUAAAUAAUAAAUAAAUAAAACAAAAAAAAAUAAAACAGAUAAAAAUAAAAACAAAACAAAAGGAAUGCCAGUGGUUUAAAAAGUACUUCUGUAUUCUUCAGUAUCUUGAUCUUGGAACCCUUUGCUGGGGAAAGGAAUUAUCUGGGACUCACUGUUCCCUGUGGAGUGUAGCAGCCCAAACAGAUGGAAAGAACUGCUGGCCAUGGAAAUAGCAGUGUGUGGCCACCCAGCAAAGAGAUGGCACUCCAUGGUGACAUCUGGCUGGUAUGGCUGGUCCUAGCUCUGCAACACUAUGGAGAUGGGAGGGUUUCAGGACACUGGAAUGGCUUCACAGUGAUCACAUGACUCUGAUGUGCAGCCCGUGGGCACAUGUGCCUCAGAUCCUAACGAAUGCUGUGCCUACCUGUAUCUAAUGGCGAACGCCGAAGGUCCAUUGUUUUCUAAUACAGAACAAACUGGUAACAAAAACCACAAUGUGUGUCCCCUCGCCCCCUUUUUUCAAAUUAAGAUCCAUGUCCUUUGGCUCCCCGUGCAUUAUUGGCCAUGUCUCUCUGGUUCCACAAGAUACCGUUGUUGAAAACACAUGGAACUUUCUAACACUGCAGGAAAAAGGUCUGGGAACCAUUUGUGGGUUUGGUUUGGUCUUUCAGUUUCUUGUGGGUGUUGGGCAGUGUGCAGACACAUGUACAGGUGGAGUAGGUGCCUGCCUGGUGACAACCCCUGUCUGCUUCCUAUGCCAGUGAGGUUGAAGUAAGAGUUUUGCCAGAGUUCAUCUACCUCUGGGAUUUAAAAAAACAAAACAAAAGUCAAAAGGCUCGAUGGAGCGGACACAUCGCCAAUAAUGCAUUUCUGAGUUUUCUUGUUAAAUUUUUUCUUAAAAAAAGAAAAAAAAAGUCUAAAAAAGAUAAUAAUAUGGCCAAUUUGUUACAUAAAAUAACUUUCUGUGUAUAAAUUAUUCCUAAAAAAAAAAACCCUCUGUUUAUAUAUAAAAGAAAAUCAGUAGAUGAAAAAAAAUUCAAUGUUUUUGUAUAUUCUGUUGUAAGAAUUUAUUCCUGUUACUGCGACAUACUCGGGAUUCUUUACAUUAUGAAAAAAGAAACUUUGUCUAUUUUGAAUGGCUAAAGCUAAGGCCACUUGAGUCUAUUACUCUGCUUUUUUCUAGUAGUUAAAGUACCACAUGGAUUAAGUUAAAUAAAAGAAUUCUGUAUGCA